AUAAUUACAACUACGUCGCCUCAUAACAUGUUUUUUUCAAUUUGCAUAAGCGAUUGGUAAAAUCAUAUUACGCGGUCUCUGCCACUGCUACUGUUGCAAUAGAACGCUUCUAGUUGAUAAGAUAAGUCCACCUAUCUUGGCGGGACGGUGUUUUUGUCCCGCGGUCCCCUUUUAAAAAAAUAUUUUCGUGGAGGAAAAUGUUCUAAUCAGUUGUUGGCGAAUUAUAGCAAAUUGUGAAAGGUAAUCUGGCAUAAAAGUGAAGUAAACUACACAGACUGAUUUUAACUGAAAAAUGCCACAGUUUGACUACGAGGUAGAAAUAAUCCAGAAAGAAGACAGAGACGAUGUGAUACAGUUCAUGAGGGACUAUUUUAUGGAAGACGAACCAAUAAAUACAUCGAUAAAUCUUAUAACUAAAGAAAAACCUGUAAACGUACCUUUAGAAGAGUAUCUAGUCCAAGGCUAUGACAAUGGAAUAUCUACAAAGGCCGUGAGGAAUGGUAAAAUGAUAGGCGUGUGUAUCAAUCCAAUUUUGGAACGGAAUCAAGAGCACGAAAAAGUUGAGAGUGACAAUAAGGACUUUUUAACUAUUUACAAUUUUUUGGUGUAUAUGGAUGAACAUUCAGAUGCGUUUAAGCAUUUUCCAGGUGUUAACAAAGCUAUCACAGUGAGUCUUGUGGCAGUUGAUUCAAGAUGUAGAGGGAAGGGCAUUGCCAAAGAUCUGAUGAGUAGAGCACUAAUCGCUGGUAAACAAUUAGGCUGUGGUUUCAUGGUAGUGGAAUGCUCCAGUCAUUAUACAGCAUUAGCCAUGAAGAGAAUGGGAUUCGAAUGUAUAUAUACACUGCCCUACAAAAACUACAAAGUUGACGGAAAAAUUGUAUUUAAUACGGACCCUCCGCACACGGAAGCCACUGUGUAUGUGAAGAAACUUUAAGACACUCCCAAAAGAUCAAUUUUAGCUUAAAAAAUAUGUCUUCCAAUGUUACAUUAUUUUAUUUUGGCCACAAAAUUUAUUUGUGGUUAUCUAUGCCUUAAUUACGCUAUUAGACAUUGAAAAUGCAACACACAAAUUAGAUCAAAAUAUUUUUUCUACGGCCGUGCUAAAAGAGCCACUUUCACGCACUCAUUUCGUUUUCGAAAGUUGCACUUUUCCGCACGGCGUGCGUAAAAGUAAAUUUUUCCGCACAGCGUGCGGAAAAGUAAAAUACCUUGUAAUAUGGCAUUAUAUAUAUAUAUAUUACAUGGCAUUAUUAUAUGGCAUUAUAUAGAUUAUAAUACAUGCAAUAAACUAAUAUUUAGAUAUUACUUACUAAUUUAUUUCAAAUUUAUCUUAUUGUAUUCAUGUUUUAAUGAAAUUAGCGCGAUUAUUUCAUUCAUAGGAGAUUCUGACCAAUGGAAAGCAACAGAAAUAAAAAUUAAACUGAUAAUUUUUGAUAAUUUCCCGUCGUCAAGUAUAUUACGUCAAAUGAACUUCGUUGCUAUGAAAAAAUACAUUCAGUGACAUUAAUGACAAUUAAUGUUUUAAAAAUUAUAAAAGUGAUGACUUUCAACCAUCAAAUUAUUUAUAACAACCGUGUGUUUAAUUGUAUAAUUUGUACUUACAUAAAUAAAUUACAAUAAAAUUUUGGUUUUGAACAGUUUUAUUCAUGAAAUAAUCGCAACAAAUUGCACUCGAUCUCUAAAAUUAAUAUAGAAUUUUUGCCCUCGUGACACGUUGACCUAAUUUCACUCGCCUUCGGCUCGUGAAAUUAACACUGUCAAAGUGUCACUCGGGAAAAAUUCAAUAAUUUUAGAGCUCUUGUGCAAUUACUACUGAUAAUUUCAUUCAUAGGAGAUUCUGACCAAUAGAAAGUUACAGAAAUCUAAAUUAAACUGAUAAUUUUUGAUAAUUUCCCGUCGCGAAGUAUACUUCAGAUGCCCUUCGUUGCUACGAAAAAAUACAUUCAGUGACAUUAAUGACAAUUAAUGUUUUAAAAAUUAUAAAAGUGAUGACUUUCCACCGUCAAAUAUUUAUAACAACUGCGUGUUUAAUUGUACUAAUUUGUACUUACAUAAAUAAAUUACAAUACAAUUUUGGUUUUGAACAGUUUUAUUCAUGAAAUAAUCGCAACAAAUUGCACUCGAUCUCUAAAAUUAAUAUAGAAUUUUAGAGCUCUUGUGCAAUUACUACUGAUAAUUCGAUGAAAGAAAAUUAUUUUGACAUAAUAUUUAAAAGUUAGAUCAGUAGACAUUUACAAUGGUUUUGAGUCGUCGUCAUGGAAACCAAUAUCAUCGUCGUGGUAACCCAUUAUAUUAAGAGUUUGGUUUUGACAACCUUGUCAAAGAGUUAAUUUGUGUAUUUUCACUUCUAAAUAAAAAUUGAUAUAACUCUAUUUUUAUGGCUUUUUACCAAACGUACGGCCCUAGAAAAAAUAUUGUUUCUAACUCAUGCAGAAAGUGUCUUCCCCUCACUCGACUACUUGCCCGAACUCCUCUAUCGCGUCGUUCGCGUCAAGGCAGUCUCGUGCGUGAAAGUAUCACUUUCCCCACUAGUUAGGAAAAUAACUAAUUUCUAUAUUUAGUACAAAUAAAAAGUUGUAUAAUAUAAAAUAUAUGUUAUAGUCAAACCUCGAUGUUCUAGCACUCCUAGGUUUAGCUAGUCAAUCUUAUGACUUAAGGUUUUAAGGUCUUAAGGUCUUAAAGUUUUAAGGUCUUAAGGUCUUAGUAAAGGCCCAACUAAAUGACGUUUUUCGGCCUUUGACCAAAUAAUUUUCGUCAAACCUAGGAGAGACUAAUUUGGUCAGGCGAACGUCGAACUUAAUUUCAUGAAAUUGGUGUUUGAUCAGUCAAACUCCGUAUAUUUGGUAAAAUAGGUAUUAAAAUGUUAUAAUUUGUUAGAUGAGGUGUAAUAAAACGUCAUUUUUAAUUUUA
This is a messenger RNA of Diabrotica virgifera virgifera (western corn rootworm), 2910 nucleotides long. Its product is annotated as arylalkylamine N-acetyltransferase 1. The transcript has 3 exons. The record is from RefSeq and is a predicted model, not a curated record. NCBI's taxonomy places the organism in Eukaryota, Metazoa, Arthropoda, Insecta, Coleoptera, Chrysomelidae. The coding region runs from base 293 to 934 and encodes 213 amino acids. Gene Ontology annotation, molecular function: N-acetyltransferase activity.